Molecule: messenger RNA, 1160 nt
Organism: Pleuronectes platessa (European plaice)
Lineage: Eukaryota; Metazoa; Chordata; Actinopteri; Pleuronectiformes; Pleuronectidae
Product: eukaryotic translation initiation factor 4 gamma 3
Exons: 2
Coding region: 1-651 (216 amino acids)
Cellular component (GO): eukaryotic translation initiation factor 4F complex
Molecular function (GO): protein binding; mRNA binding; translation initiation factor activity
Source: RefSeq, a predicted model, not a curated record
AUGGACGGUGAGGAGAGCCUGCAGGAAACGGUUGAGCUCGUCUUCAAGAGGGCCGUGCAGAAACCAGACUCUGCUGCAGUCUUCGCGGAGCUGUGUCAGCGCCUCUCAACAGUGGAAUUCCAAUCCUUGUCCGACUGGUCGGCCAGCGUCUCCUUCAGGUCCCUGCUGGUCAAACACUGCCAGGCAGAGUUUAAGAAGAACUUUGAAAGGGAGGACAUUUCACAGAAGGGGGGGUCCUGCCUAGAGCCAGUCAGGGACGUGAGGGUUAUUGAUCGACUGAGGGAAGAGAAAAACAACGCCAAACCCUCCUGUUGCUCCAUACAUACCAUCCGGUUUAUUGGGGAGCUGUUCCUCUCCAAGGUUCUGGAUGAGAAAGCCAUGCACUGCUGCAUCAGGAGGCUGCUGCAAAAUGGAGACGGGCUGUCUCUCGAGAGCCUCUGUGAGCUCCUCCAGCUCAUCAAUCACAUUUUGCCUCUUAGGGCUCAACAACCUGUACAAGGAGCGACACCCUCUGCCUUGAUAAAGCAGCAAAGGGGGCAGUCAGAAAUAGACACCAGAAAAGUAAUAAUAAGUGAACAUGUAAUACUUUCUACUAAUGCAAUGAAAUAUAAAAACAAUUUAAAAAUACAAUUAGAAUAUAAUAUACUAUAAUAGAUAGCAGGGGCGUCGUUAGGCCUGUUUUUAGGGCCCCCCUAAAAUGUUCUUCAGCCCCCCAAAAUAAUUAUUGGGAUUUUUUUGGAUUUUUUUUGUAAUUUGUAAUUUUUUAAUUAAACUAUUGUUUUACACAUGGACAAGUUAUAUAUAACUCUAACAUGCUACAUAUGUAAGUGCGUUUCUGGUUUGUAUGUUUUCUCCCCCUUCAAAUUACAAUCCAAUAGCCUCUCAUUAGCCUGACGUUGUCAGACUCACAAUUCUAGUCAGAAUGUGAGUCUGAGACCGCUCCAUUGGGCUGUGAUUAUGGGGCCUGUUUCAACUGACCAGGAAGUAAAAUUCUUCUUCGCUCAAUUGGAUAGACCUACAACCAAUCAGAGCAACGUAGUAUGUGACGUAUGCUAAGCAAUGCAUUGUGAGUUAUUUACUAACGCCGGGUUCACACUGGACGAUUCAGCGCAGCGCCAAGCCUUAAAUAACAGCUGGCUCCCAUCCACUCCUAUGUUAAA